AUGGCUCCUGUGCUGAUAGCCAGGCCCCAAAAGGAAUCAGUGACAUUCAAGGAUGUGGCUGUGGAAUUCACCCAAGAGGAGUGGCUACAGUUGAGCUCAUCUCAGAAAAAGCUGUACAGAGAUGUGAUGCUGGAGAAUUAUAGCAACUUGGUGUCCUUGGGAUUUGCAGUUUCCAAACCAGAUGUGAUCUGCCAUUUAGAAAGAAUGGAAGCAUCUUGGAUGCCAGAGCAUCUUGCUGUGCAUCAGAAAAUUCACAUGGGAGGGAAGCUUUAUGAAUGUAAUGAAUGUGGGAAGGCCUUCAGAGACAAAAGAAACCUUAGAAGGCAUUAUAGAAUUCAUACUGGAGAGAAACCUUAUGAAUGUAGUGAAUGUGGGAAGGCCUUCAGAUAUAAGACUGGACUUAUAGUGCAUCACAGAAUUCAUACUGGAAAGAAACCUUAUGAAUGUAGUGAAUGUGGGAAGACCUUCAGGUUUAAGACAGAACUCACAGUGCAUCAGAGAAUUCAUACUGGAGAGAAGCCUUAUCAAUGUAGUGAAUGUGGGAAAUCCUUCAGGGGUAAGACAGAACUUACAGUGCAUCACAGAAUUCAUAGUGGAGAGAAACCUUAUGAAUGUAGUGAAUGUGGGAAGGCCUUCAGGGGUAAGACACACCUUACAAUGCAUCACAGAAUUCAUACUGGAGAGAAAACUUAUGAAUGUAGUGAAUGUGGGAAGGCCUUCAGAUAUAAGACUGGACUUACAGUGCAUCACAGAAUUCACACUGGAGAGAAACCUUAUGAAUGUAGUGAAUGUGGGAAGACCUUUAGAUAUAAGAUUCAACUUACAUCGCAUCACAGCAUUCAUUCUGGAGAGAAAGCUUAUAAAUGCAGUGUAUGUGGGAAGGCCUGCAGGGAUAAGACUCGACUUACAGAGCAUUACAGAACUCAUACUGGAGAGAAACGUUAUCAACGUGGUGAAUGUGGGAAGGCCUUCAGGAUUAAGACAAACCUUACUCUACAUCAGAGAAUUCAUUCAGGAAAGAAACCUUAA
This is a messenger RNA of Trichosurus vulpecula (common brushtail), 1029 nucleotides long. Its product is annotated as zinc finger protein 157-like. Lineage: Eukaryota; Metazoa; Chordata; Mammalia; Diprotodontia; Phalangeridae. The record is from RefSeq and is a predicted model, not a curated record. The transcript has 2 exons. Gene Ontology annotation, biological process: regulation of cytokine production; negative regulation of transcription by RNA polymerase II; regulation of immune system process. The coding region runs from base 1 to 1029 and encodes 342 amino acids.